AUGGCGGCCCAAGCGGUCGAAGCUCCGCGAGGCGUGCUACCAGCAGCCAUGCAACCAAUGCCUGCCCAACCCAAAUCUCAAGCGAGAGAGUCUAUGGAGGAUAUCUUGUACGGAUCGGGUGCUGGCAUUAUCGGCAAAUAUAUCGAAUACCCCUUCGACACCGUCAAAGUCAGGCUUCAAUCUCAGCCCGACCACCUCCCCUUGCGAUACACCGGUCCGCUCGAUUGCUUCAGACAGUCCAUCAAGCAAGAUGGCUUACUGGGAGGAUUAUAUCGUGGAAUAAGCGCACCAUUGGUCGGCGCGGCACUCGAGACAAGCAGCUUGUUCUUCUUCGAGCGCAUUGGAAGAGAGACGAUCUACAAGACAGGACUAUGCUCCAGGGACAAAGUCAUGCCAUUGCCAGCACUGUGGUUCACAGGUGCCUUCUCGGGUGCUUUCACUUCACUUGUCCUGACACCAAUAGAGCUGGUCAAGUGCAAGAUUCAAGUACCGGCAACCGUCAGUACUGGAGGCGCAGUACCGAAGGCGCCAACCGUUGCAUCUGUUAUCCGGGACGUAUGGAAAUAUGACGGCAUUGCUGGCUUCUGGCAUGGCCAGAUGGGGACUUUUCUCAGAGAGUCCGGUGGCUGCGCUGCGUGGUUUGGCUUCAAGGAAACUACAACCAAGCUCUUCUACAUCUGGAAUGAGCGCAAUCUCGUCUCACAGAUGGAGAAAGACGCAUUGCGGACCGAGGCAUUGCCAUUGUGGCAGCAAGCUGUUGCGGGCGCCUCGGCUGGCAUGUCGUACAACUUUCUCUUCUUCCCGGCUGACACGAUCAAGUCGAGAAUGCAGACCAGCGUUGUUGGAAGUACAGCAGUGAAGCGGACAUUCAUGCAGGAAGGGAAAGCACUGUGGCAUCAGCAUGGACUACGCGGACUCUACCGUGGAUGUGGCAUUACGGUCCUCCGCUCUGCGCCCAGCUCUGCAUUUAUCUUUAUAAUAUACGAUGGUCUCAAGAGGCAUUUCCCUUUAUAA
Molecule: messenger RNA, 1014 nt
Organism: Truncatella angustata
Lineage: Eukaryota; Fungi; Ascomycota; Sordariomycetes; Amphisphaeriales; Sporocadaceae
Product: amino-acid transporter Arg-13
Exons: 2
Coding region: 1-1014 (337 amino acids)
Biological process (GO): mitochondrial L-ornithine transmembrane transport
Molecular function (GO): L-ornithine transmembrane transporter activity
Source: RefSeq, a predicted model, not a curated record